AUAGGCUCACAGUAUUACGGCCUUAUUACAGAACAACGCCGGUUGUCUUGCCGCCACGCCGUGCCGCUCCUCGCCUUGACUCAGUCGUCAGUCGGUCGCGACACACACUCCGGACACAACCAAGGAUCUGGACCGAUCAGGAAAAAUGUGGAAGACGCUACUAGUAUGCGAGGUCGUGCUGGUCUCAGCGCACCACCACGACCACAGCCCCUGCAGACUGCUGCAUGACAUCAUGGUGGACUUCGACCUGGACAAUUACAUGGGGGUGUGGUACCCACUUCUCGGGUGGUCAAAUUCGCAAGAAGGAGAAGUCAGAGGAAAGUGCUCUAAGGAAACCAUCAGCAACCACCACGGCAACAUCACCAUUACCGAAGAAACCAUCUCUGAUAGAUCUGGUCCACACACCUCAUCCCAUCACGCAUGGCAGGAUCACCCAAAGGAAGGAAAAAUUACGAUGUGGAUGUUCCACGCCAUCAAGGUGCCUUUCUGGGUUGUGGACACGGAUUACAAGCACUGGUCUGUCGUGUACUCCUGCACGGGUGACGAGACAGACUAUCUUAAAACGUUGCUGGUGUUGGGGAGAGGCCGCGACUUCUCCAAGCUCUGGAAGGACCCAGAGGCGAAGAAGAGCAUCAGAAGAUCACUGAGAAGAAGCAACCUGCUUAGGCUCAGGGACUUGACCAGUAUCAACCAAACAGACUGUGUCAAUUAGAUAAUAUCGACAGUUUUGAUGAACUCACUAAAAUCUUUAACUCCCACUAUUGUGUAAUUGCUUCGUCUCACAGGAAACGAGGAAGAAUAACUACUUCGUUCUAACUUACUUAAUUCGGUACCGUAGGAAACUACAGACUUAAGUUAUUGUAUUUAUUAAUAAUAUAAGAUUAUGUAUAUAGAGUGUAUAUAUGUGUGUUUUACAGCAACGUAUGUACUGUACAGUGUGUGAAUAAAUGUUUUGUACUGUUUGUCACUUGUAAAUUUCAUAUGCAAAAUGUAAGAUAUAUAUGUAUUUAUUUAUACGUUUGUAUUUGAAUAGUACUGUGGAAAUAAAUUAUAUAAAUAAUAUGAUUAUUAACGAGA
Molecule: messenger RNA, 1077 nt
Organism: Homalodisca vitripennis (glassy-winged sharpshooter)
Lineage: Eukaryota; Metazoa; Arthropoda; Insecta; Hemiptera; Cicadellidae
Product: apolipoprotein D-like
Exons: 6
Coding region: 146-712 (188 amino acids)
Source: RefSeq, a predicted model, not a curated record